Molecule: messenger RNA, 228 nt
Organism: Adineta ricciae
Lineage: Eukaryota; Metazoa; Rotifera; Eurotatoria; Adinetida; Adinetidae
Source: the annotation of a GenBank genome assembly
AUGGAUCAAUAUGCAGGUAAGGGCGUCUCGUCCACUGUGGUUGGCAAUGGAACUUACGGUCAAACUAUUGGUCAAGUUGACUCAUUUGGAAAUGUAACUUCAACACAAAUCGGAAACGGAACUUAUGGUCAAACCAUUGGUCAAGUUGACUCAUUUGGAAAUGUAACUUCAACACAAAUCGGAAACGGAACUUAUGGUCAAACCAUUGGCAGAAUUAAUCCAUUUUAA